AUGGCAAAGGCUGCCGCCCAGGCUCCGUCGCAAUCUUCCUCAAAGCCGGUCGAGGCGGGCAAGAAGCGCAAGGGAGGCGAGAUCGACGACAUCUUUGCGGCCGCCAAAAAGCCAAAGCUGCCGACUGCAGCAGCUGCGGCGGAGGCUGGUGGAGCUGGGAUAGGCGAGGGCCUUGCGGCUGAGGGCAAGAAGGGCAAAAAAGGGAAGAAGGCGGCGGCUGGAGCGGCGGCUGGAGCGGUGACGAAGCCUUCGCGGACGGAGGAAGCUGUCGAGGAGGACGCAGCGCCGCGAAGGGUGCCAGAGACCGUUGUCGACACGUCCAAGACGAUCGAGACGUACAAGCCACCUCCACUUGCGCGUAAAGAGCUCGGCGAGAAUGCCACGGAGGAGGAGAAGCGGGCGGAGGAGGAGGAGGAGCGGUUCAUGGAUAGUCGUGGGAACCGAAAGCGAACGGAGGACGGCUUGCCCAUUUACAGCGAGGCGGAGCUGAAGAUUGGUUUCGGUGGCGAUACGCCGCUCUGCCCGUUCGAUUGCGAGUGCUGCUACUGA
This is a messenger RNA of Rhodotorula toruloides NP11, 549 nucleotides long. RefSeq names its product DUF1764 family protein. The transcript is spliced from 4 exons. Lineage: Eukaryota; Fungi; Basidiomycota; Microbotryomycetes; Sporidiobolales; Sporidiobolaceae. The record is from RefSeq and is a predicted model, not a curated record. The coding region runs from base 1 to 549 and encodes 182 amino acids.